Messenger RNA from Lucilia cuprina (Australian sheep blowfly), 1717 nucleotides. RefSeq lists its product as uncharacterized. The record is from RefSeq and is a predicted model, not a curated record. The transcript is spliced from 10 exons. Lineage: Eukaryota; Metazoa; Arthropoda; Insecta; Diptera; Calliphoridae. The coding region runs from base 336 to 1709 and encodes 457 amino acids.
AUUUACUCAUUAUUUAAACAAAGUCAACUUGAAUUUGUGAAAAAUUUUAUGAUUUAACCUGCAAUUAGUUAUUAUGUACACUCGUAUAAUAAUCAUCAUAAAUAAAUAACAACAAUAACAAAAAUAAUUAUUUAGUACGCUUUAGUAAACACAAGUCGAUACAACUGACAACAGCAACAAAAAAAAUUUACAAGAUUAUUCUAACCGGAUUGUUUAUUGUUUAAAUUGUACUAAAAAAAAACAAACAAAAAAAUUAUAUAUUUUUACAGCCGCAAAAACAAAUCUAGAAAAUAAAAUUACUAAGUAAAACAAAAGACUUAAGAAACAAACCUGCCAUGCUGUGUCAACUACAGAGCAAUAACAACAACCAUCCGCGCCGCCGCCUCAACUGCAACAACAGAAGGUGGCAGGUGGCCACAAUUGUGCAACUGCUUUUAGUCACAUUAUUUAUAAAUGCAAUUUAUGCACAAGAGUCUGCCUCACCCGAAUUUGCACCCCAUGUCUCGGCCACCUGUAAAGCGGGCACCAUGAAUAUUAAAGUCAAAUUGGAUGGACCCUAUACGGGUGCAGUACAUGCCCGUGAUCAUCGUACACCAGCCUGUAUGGCCAUGGGCGAUGGUUCCGAUUCAGUGGGUUUUAGUAUCAAUAUUUUAGCCAAACAGGGAUCGCCUGACUAUUGUGGUGUUUUGGUCAGCAACGUGAGUGGAUACAAUAAUCGCACCGAAGAAAGAUCUAUACAAUUGGCGGUAAGAGUUCAUAAAACUUUGGAAUUGGCAGAUGAUAAAUUUUAUGUGAUCACUUGUGGCAAGGCGGGUUUUGGAAGGGAUGACAACGCACAUGUAGUUUUGAAAUUCUUGCAGAAUGAUCGACGUGUAAGAGAAACGGUUUAUGGUCAUGAAUAUAAAAUACGUGCCGAGUUUACUAAGCCAAAUGGUACUCAUGGAAUACGUGUGGGCAACUGUUUAGCUUUUGAUAAGAAAAAUCUUAGUUUACCUUUGAUUGAUGAAAGAGGCUGCCCCUUGGAUCCUGCCAUUAUCUCACGUUUUGUACCCAGUGCCGAUGGUAACUAUGCUGAAGCCACCAUGAAAUCUAUGUUCAAAUUCCCUGAAGGUUCCGAAGUUCAUUUGCAAUGUGAUGUUAUCCAAUGUUUUGGACGUUGUAUCGAUGAGGAAGACUGUAAUCAGGUAGCCAUAGCUGGUGCUGGUUAUACCAAAGGCUCUUCCGGACCACCAAGAAAAACCUAUCCAAACGAAGAAGGUCAAAGUAUUGCAGGAACCACAGUAUUUGUCUUAGAUCCCGCAGAAGCACCUUACACUGCCGCUGACUGUGAAGAAGGCAUUCGACCAACUUGGUUAUUAUGGCUGGCCAUUACCCUGGGUGUUCUGUUUCUCAUUAUGUUGUUGAUGAAUAUAUUCCUUUGCACAGCCAUGAGUUGUAGUUGUGCCAAUACAGAGAUAAUUGAAAAGGAGCCAUCCAUUAUUGAAGAAUAUGAUCCCUAUAGAAGUUGGCAUGGUAGUCAAUAUGGUUCACGUUACUCACUGCAUGGACGUGAUGCUCACAAAGGUUAUACCAGUGGCGGUUCAACUAUACAUUCGAAUAGGUCAAUACCAAUUGAUAAUGAUCACUAUGCCAUUGUACACUCACGUCCUGGCUCAAGGCAUUCCGGUGUACAAGGAACCCGUGCUCGAGGACCAACUACGACAAGUUGAAUUAAAAA